This is a messenger RNA of Pestalotiopsis fici W106-1, 555 nucleotides long. RefSeq lists its product as uncharacterized. The transcript is spliced from 3 exons. NCBI's taxonomy places the organism in Eukaryota, Fungi, Ascomycota, Sordariomycetes, Amphisphaeriales, Sporocadaceae. Gene Ontology annotation, molecular function: oxidoreductase activity. The record is from RefSeq and is a predicted model, not a curated record. The coding region runs from base 1 to 555 and encodes 184 amino acids.
AUGUCGACGGCAAAUUCACCAGGUCGGCUCCUUCGAUAUACUAUAUCGAUUUAUCGCAACAAGAGCUCCUCCAGUGACGUGGCCGAGAAUUUUUCUCGAGAAUAUGUCAAGAAGAUUGCUCCUCUGCAUGCCAAGCAUGGCAUGGAAAUGUAUCAAAUAGUAUAUAGUCCGCUCGCCUACCGUACUGCCCUUGAUUCCAUCAAUCGGCGAGACGGCCGAGGAUUCAUCGUAGACGACCACGAUGUCACCGUCGAGUUCUACUUUCGCAGCUUCGCCGAGCUGAGCCGGGUGACGUCGGACCCCGAGUUCCAGGCCGCGCAGGCUGCCGAGGCGCCCUACGUCAACCUGGUGCACACCGUCGUCUCGCUCGGCUGGGUCGAAAAGUACGUUGAUGGCGGGCGCGUUGUCAAUAUCGGCGACGACGGCAAGUCGGCGUACCCUUCGUGGGCGGAGCUGGGCGACAUUUCCACGGCGUUUCCCAAGGAGGAUGUGGCUGGCGCUACGAAAUGGUCCGUCGAAGGGCCAGGAGGGACAGGAGAACUGAAGACACAGUGA